Molecule: messenger RNA, 1285 nt
Organism: Dermatophagoides pteronyssinus (European house dust mite)
Lineage: Eukaryota; Metazoa; Arthropoda; Arachnida; Sarcoptiformes; Pyroglyphidae
Gene: Ssl1
Product: general transcription factor IIH subunit 2 Ssl1
Biological process (GO): regulation of transcription by RNA polymerase II; nucleotide-excision repair; DNA-templated transcription
Cellular component (GO): transcription factor TFIIH holo complex; transcription factor TFIIH core complex
Molecular function (GO): zinc ion binding
Source: RefSeq, a predicted model, not a curated record
AUGGAUGGCUCCUUGAUUAUGCAGCUGGCCAUGAUUUUUGGUUUUGUUUUUCUGAAAACCUGGCGCUAAAACUAAAAUUAAUCAAUUUGAUUGAUUGAAAUCCGCAGCAACAACAAUGGACGAUGAAGAUGGUAAAUCAUAUCGUUGGGAAACUGAAUAUGAAAAAACCUGGGAAGUAAUUAAAGAAGAUGAUCAUGGUCGUAUUCAAAGUUCGGUUGAUGAAAUGCUUUAUAAAGCAAUUCGUAAACGUACAUUGAAUAAAAAAAAUGUUCGUCUUGGUCUGAUGCGACAUCUAGCCAUCAUUAUCGAUAUGUCAUCGGCAAUGAAUCAAAUUGAUUUGAAACCAAAUCGAUUUAUCUGUUGUGUUCGAUUAUUGGAAAAAUUUGUUCAGGAUUUUGUUGAUCAAAAUCCAAUCAGUCAAUUAUGUUUUAUUAGUACCCGAAAUAAACGAGCCGAAAAAGUGUCCGAAUUGAGUGGAAAUCUUCGAACACAUUUUGAUGCAUUAAAUUCAUUGAAAGCUAAUGCUAAUUGCGCUGGUGAAACAUCAAUGCAAAAUGCAUUACAAAUAGCACAUUCAAUGUUAAGAUAUAUGCCACCACAUACAAGUAAAGAAAUUCUAUUCAUAAUGGGCAGUUUAACUAGCUGUGAUCCUUCAGAUAUUCAUAAAACAAUCGAUUCAUUGGCCAAAGAUAAUAUUCGAUGUUCGGUUAUCGGAUUGUCGGCUGAAGUUUAUAUCUGUAAAGAAUUAACAACAAAAACAAAUGGUGUUUAUAAUGUUGCAAUGGAAGAAACUCAUCUGAAAGAUUUAUUAUUUCAAUAUUUAAAUCCAUUACCAUCAUCAUUUACUGAAUCAACAUUGAUGAAAAUUGGUUUUCCUAAAUUCGAAAUGAAUACUGUACCAUCGAUUUGUGUUUGUCAUUUGGACGAUGGUGAUGAACCUAAAUUAACUGUUUCUGGAUAUUUUUGUCGUCAAUGUAAUUCAAAAUAUUGUGAUCUACCUGUCGAAUGUAAAAUUUGUGGACUAACAUUAUUAUCAUCAUCACAUUUAGCACGUAGUUAUCAUCAUUUAUUUCCUGUUGAACCAUUUAGUGAAUUAUUAUCAUCAGAUUCCAUUGAUAUUGGUAAUGUUAAUGAUGGUAAAUGUUUUGGUUGUCUAAAACAAUUCGGUGGUAAAUCGGCAACAUUAUGUAAUCUAUGUGGACAAACAUUUUGUGUUGAUUGUGAUCUAUUCAUUCAUGAUAUAUCACAUGUUUGUCCUGGUUGUACAUCUAUUCGACGAAUAUAA